AUGUACAGAGAAGACGGAUUUUACUACCUACUGACUGCGGAAGAACAUUGGUCAUGCGGACCUCUUCCACGAUGCAGAGGGGCAGUGAACAAAGGAGGAGGGCCCAUUAUCGAAUCUGCUCAUGGAAAGCAGGUAGAAUGGUACCUCCCAGCUUCAAAAGAUAUUCCUGGCUCUGGCCUUUUUAUCGAUGAACCUGACAUCAUCGACUUCGCACCGAAUUCUACCCUCUCAAGACACUUCGGAUUCUGGCGCUGGCCAGACAAGGCAGCAUACACUUUCUCUCCCCCAGGUCAUCCUGGGAUCCUACAACUCAAGCCAUCGCCUGCAAGCAUUACAGCAGGCUACAAGAACUAUACCGCCGGCUGUGAAGUCGCGAACUAUACCUUGACCAUGCGUUGCCAAAGCGACGCACCCUCCCAGUUCAGUGUCGACAUCUCAUUCUGUUGGAGUUCAGUGAACUGUACACAAAGGGAAGAAGUUGAAGAUUGUACUGCAGUUGUAUUGUAUGAAGCUAAGAACAGUAUAUCACCUCAUCUCCGCUCCCUUGUUUCUGGCCUCGGCAGUGAAGAGAAGAACAACACCGGCAACAUACCUGCGCCAUACUUGACGGCAUUACCCGAUAGCUGGCUGAACAGCCCGAUCCGGCUUAUCAUUCGCGCUGAAAAUGAGACGCACCAUGUACUCUUUGCCGCAUCGAGCGCUGCCCCACGGGAUGCACAGGAGAUGGGCCGUGCUCCAGUCAUCAUCGUGAGUGGUGGCGAUGGGCCUUUUACUGGUAAGUUCCGCUACCCCAACAGAGGCCGGAAGAUCGCUGGUAGGGGUUAUGCCACUAGCAACCACGGCAAUGACACUACGCCUUCGUACGUCUCAAGAUGGUACCAGGGACUCGCUCAGGCGGUCAAUAGUGGUGUGCUUAUACAGUCACAUUCAUCGCAGGUUUAA
Messenger RNA from Macroventuria anomochaeta, 942 nucleotides. RefSeq lists its product as uncharacterized. Bases 1 to 942 code for a protein of 313 amino acids. The transcript is spliced from 5 exons. The record is from RefSeq and is a predicted model, not a curated record. NCBI's taxonomy places the organism in Eukaryota, Fungi, Ascomycota, Dothideomycetes, Pleosporales, Didymellaceae.